AUGCUGGACGAAAUCAACACCCAUUUGUUUGUUCAGAAACAGCCAAUCACGUACAAGUUUCUUGCCCGCUGGAAAGACUUGUCGUCAACAAAGGCCAAGGAGGUUCUGGCGGAGUACUACGACAAGUACAAACGCGAAAAGCCAGAACUGUUCUCUGUCUACACGGUGACGGGCAAGACUGGGUCGGUGCGGGUCAUCAAGGUUGUGGGGCAGGAUGAGCUAGAUAGCAGCAAAGAGGCGCUUGAUGGAGAAGUGUCAGUGUCAAUUUACGGUCUUAAUAUGGGCAAAAUAGCUCUCGACACCAUGGUAGCAGUUAAUUCGACCAUUUCGAAGGAGUACACAACGGACAAUUGCGUGCGAUGGGGCGUGAUACAGACCACUACGGCAGUGCGGAUAGUUAAAGGAGAGACGGAAAAGCCGAUCGAAACACGGCCUGCUCAGAGAACGGCAGUGAGCGAACCAGUCAGGCAGAAAGAAACCAAGCCAGAAGUUAAAAAGGAGUCUCGUUCGGACGAGUUGAGCAGACUGAGCGCAAUGUACACGUCCAGGAAAAAAGAGACAGAGAAAAAGACUCAGCCAAAGUCAGAGUCUGUGGAGCCGCCAAGAAAGAAAACAAAAGCUGAGGUCAAGGCCAAUCUCCAGAAGCUAUUUGCAGACAGCGACGAGGACGAACCGAUGGAUGUUGACGAGGAGCCAAUUUCUAUCGAGUCGCAAGAACCGUCAAAUACGCCAAAACCUGCAAAGGAGGUCUCUUCCAAACCUGUGGAGUCUGCUACCAAAGUUGUUCAGCCUGAGGCUGUCGAGCCUGCCAAACCCGUCUACGACGAGGACGGAUACCUGGUGACAUCCAAGCCUGCUAAACGAUCGGCUACACACCCACCUGCCAAGAAGACUCCCGCUCCAGCGAAAAACGCCGAAAAGAAAGGCGACACGAAAAAACAGGUCUCCUUGAUGUCAUUUUUUGGUAAGAAGAAAUAA
Messenger RNA from Ogataea philodendri, 978 nucleotides. RefSeq lists its product as uncharacterized. Gene Ontology annotation, biological process: DNA strand elongation involved in DNA replication; nucleotide-excision repair, DNA gap filling; DNA synthesis involved in UV-damage excision repair. Gene Ontology annotation, molecular function: DNA-directed DNA polymerase activity. The coding region runs from base 1 to 978 and encodes 325 amino acids. The transcript has a single exon. Gene Ontology annotation, cellular component: delta DNA polymerase complex; nucleus. The record is from RefSeq and is a predicted model, not a curated record. NCBI's taxonomy places the organism in Eukaryota, Fungi, Ascomycota, Pichiomycetes, Pichiales, Pichiaceae.